AUGUGGGUGUGUGUGUCUGACAUCUUUGAUGUGAAGCUCAUUAAUUGCAGAAAAGUCAUAGGGUCUGCAAAAGGCAAAAUGCCUGAAAAUCUUUUCAUGGAUAAAUUGCAAGAAAUGCUUAGUAAAGAAAUCAAUGGAAAGAAAUAUUUACUUGUAUUGGAUGAUGUGUCGAAUGAGAAUCGUAACAAAUGGUUAAAAUUGAUAGAUUUGUUGAUGGGUGGUUCGAGAGGAAGUAAGAUCUUAGUAACUAGUCGUACUGAGUUAGUUGCAAAUGUUACAGGGACAAAUUCACCAUAUUUUGUAAAAGGCUUAACUAAGGAGGAGGCCUGGUUGUUAUUUGAGAAAAUGGCAUUCAAACAAAGGAAAGAGUCAGAGAAUACAUUUAAAGUAACAAUUGGUAAGGAAAUUGUUCAGAAGUGUAAAGGAGUCCCUCUUGCAUAA
Cornus florida is the source of this 441-nucleotide messenger RNA. Its product is annotated as putative disease resistance protein RGA4. NCBI's taxonomy places the organism in Eukaryota, Viridiplantae, Streptophyta, Magnoliopsida, Cornales, Cornaceae. The coding region runs from base 1 to 441 and encodes 146 amino acids. The record is from RefSeq and is a predicted model, not a curated record. Gene Ontology annotation, molecular function: ADP binding. Gene Ontology annotation, biological process: defense response to fungus. The transcript has a single exon.